UUAACGAAUAUCACUGGACGGUUGUGUCGGUCCGUUGCCUAGAGACGGCCCGAGUACUUGUUGCCAUAGGAAACCUGGUCCAGAGGAACCUGUUAGCGCCGACUCUGAGAAUCCCGCAACAGAAGGAUGUCUGCACUUCCUGCAAAGCCUGGCCUGCACCACAGUGUGUCAGAGUGGAACAGCAACAACCACCAGCUGUCUGCCACAGCACAGCAUGAGCGACAUGUUUCUCAUGUGAUCCGACAGGAGGGGAGGUCACUACGUGACGAGACCAACUGUAUGACAAACUGGGAUGAAAGCGAUACUUCUGCCAGGUUGAGUGACCGGGUGUGGGAUGUUUCCCGAUGGAAAGAGGCGUUAGAAACCUGCGCGCAAAAAGUGGAUGAAGAGAUGGAGGCUCUGACCCUGUCCAAAGAGCGAACUGAGCAGGCCCUGGCUGCGACUGCCGUUCCCCAGGAGGUGGGCCGUGAAUGCUUGACACUGAGGGACGGACGGCGAGGGUACGAGCUUGUCACCGACCCCGUCGACCAACAGCUGAAAAAAGAGAAAGAGCUGAUUGAAAGAGUGCAGCAUGUUCUGCAGCAGCACGUAGACAAAGCCUUUGAGCAACUGUGUGUUUUGCAGGAGGCUCGGCACCAGCUGACUGCUGACAUCCAAAACAAGAUGGAUGCCUUGGACAUUGAUAUGUCCUGCCUGUCACUUACAAUAAAGUCACCUCAGAUCUCCCUGAAGACCAAUCCAACUCGCAUACCAUCGGGCUCCUCCACCCCCCAGGAGUGGGUCCAGUUCAGCCAGUAUAAUAUGACUCGUGCCCAGGAGGCCAUGCAGGUGUCCCAGCAAAUGAGGGAGGACAUGAGUCUCACUAUAGCCCAGCUCCAGAAUGAGUUAGACACUCAACGCAGGGCCACAGAGUUUGCUCUCCGCAAGCGUAAUCACCAUGAAGAGCAGGCCCGCGAUGAGCUGGAGUGGCAAAUCAGACGUACUGAAGAUGAAAUGGCAGAAAUGGAGAGUGACAUCCACGGGCUGGACGCUGAUCUGCAGGCAAAGAUGGCCUUCCUGAAACUGGCUCACACCAGACUGGAGAACAGGACCAGCAGACCUGGCAUGGACCUGUGCAGAGAUGAGGUGCAGCAUGGCCUCAUCAAUGAAGUCCAUCAGCUGGAGGCCACAACCACGGCUCUGAAGCAGAAGCUUUCUGAGGCUCAGCACUCUCUGCAGAAGAUGAAGCUCCAUCACGGCCACAUGCUGCAGGAUCUUUCCAGAAAACAGGAAGCCCUGUCUCUGGAGCAGCGAAGCAUGAACACCCGUAUCUGCCUCACGUCAACCUCCUUCACUGAGAAAACCCAGGUGCUGUUGGUUCCACUUACAAACUCCAGCGGCAGGAGCAAUCUGCAGCUGCUGGCUCAGUAAGAUGAGAUGAUACUAUCCAGUUUUUGAGUUAAAGGGACAAAAUGCAACAACAUAAAUUAAUAUUUUGCUUUGACUUUAUGUUUUUAACACUGCAGCCAAUGUUCUGUUUACACUUGAGACACAGUUCUGAAUUAGUGAUAACUCCCAUCUGUGCUGAAAAACAAAACACUUUCCUGAAUUUUAUUUAUCUAUUUGAACAAGAACUGUCAUCUUCCUGUGAAAAUAAUAUUCUCCUGACCUGUUUAAUCCUUAUUUUGUGUGGUUCAUUUGCUUUUAGUUGUGUUAAAUGUAUUUGAGUCUGCUUAAGUUUCACACAUACACACAAGAAUCCAAAUUACAUUUAAAAUGUGGAUUAUAUGCUUGUUUACACUCAGCUUAAUUAAACAUUUAGUGAUGAAGAUAUAUUUCUGGCAUCUCAGUGUAUUUAUGUAUUUGUGGUUUUCCAGUGAUUGCGUUCAAAAAUUCACAAACGAAAAAAGCUCACGUUCAUGUCUGGUAAAGUCAUUACUUUUAUUGGCCAUUAGCUUUGUUUGGCCUCGUCAUAUUGUUUGAUCAACCGACGCUGUUUGGCCCAUGAAGACGGUGAUAAUGACUCAUGUAUGCGCAGUUUAGAUAAAAUAUCUGGUGAACAGACAUUAAACACGGUCGCUUGGACAAUAAACCCCUGUAACUCUCACUUGCCUCAGUUGUAAUGUCUUCAAAUGGCCAUGUUUGUGUCAGUGGCUGCAUUUUUACGAGGAUUUAGAUGAGAGAAAAAUAUCUGUUUCUGGUCUGUGUGUUGUGUCUGAAAGUCUAUAAAGGGAGAUAUUCUGUAGUAAAUCACAGUAGAAUACAACUGUACACUCACCUGUAGACAAAUAUAUGCAUGCUGACUUCACCUGCUGUGCAAAAAACACUAAUAGACAUCAUGCGUUUUUCCCUUAUAAUUAGUACCAUAUUACACAGUUCAUAGAUGGAAAACUUUUUAAAUUCUUAUUUGGGGAGACACUACAGGUGAAAACUGUUUUUUCAUAC
Messenger RNA from Epinephelus moara (kelp grouper), 2424 nucleotides. It is a transcript of the gene tekt2, whose product is annotated as tektin 2 (testicular). Gene Ontology annotation, biological process: cilium assembly; cilium movement involved in cell motility. The transcript is spliced from 10 exons. Gene Ontology annotation, cellular component: microtubule cytoskeleton; nucleus. The record is from RefSeq and is a predicted model, not a curated record. The coding region runs from base 127 to 1410 and encodes 427 amino acids. NCBI's taxonomy places the organism in Eukaryota, Metazoa, Chordata, Actinopteri, Perciformes, Serranidae.